AUAAGUGUUCGAAUAUUGCUUUAGUGGCAUUCAAGAAUAAUUGGUGGAUUAUUCCUUAAAUGGCAUUGGCCUUUAGCUUUUGGAUUAUUGAUUAAAUUGCAUUCUUCCAGUCCUAUUGCUAAACAUCUCUCAUCCUCUAUGAACCUAUUUAUUGGCGUUGCUCUGCAACCAAGCUACAUAUUCCAGUUCUAUUUCAUUUUGUUGUUGAAAUGAUUUGCUUAUUGAAACAAGAAGUACCCAGUUGUAACUAUAGGCAAAGAGGAGGGCAAUUUGGAGGGGUAGCUCCCUUUCUCACGGUGUUGUGUUGUUCUUUCUCUCUUCUCAUAUGCAUAGUAGUUUUAUCCUCCCUUCUGCACUACUUCAAUCCUUCUCUCUUCCCACACACGUAGUAGCAAAAAUGACGAUGUUUUCUCUCGCUCUGCUCUUUGCUCUCUCCGCCUGCUCUUCCCUCUUUUACGCACUAAAGGUUCACUUACUCUUCCUCAAAUUUUGGUUUCGUUCACCUGCUUCCUUCUCUUGCUUCUGCUUCCUUAUUUUCACGAGAGAAAUGAAGGUGGCGCAGGACGGCUCCGGUGACUACACCACUGUGCAGGAAGCAAUAGACGCCGUGCCACUCAACAAUACCAGCAGGACUGUUAUCCGUGUGGCGCCUGGGGUGUACAAGCAGCCGGUGUUCGUGCCUAAGACCAAGGACCUCAUUACCCUCGUGGGCUUAAGUCCCGAGCAUACCGUGCUCACCUGGAACAAUACCUUUGAAAAAAUUGAACACCACCUGGACUCUGAGACGAUUGGGACGGGAACCUUUGGGUGUGGAAGUGUGAUGAUAGAAGGGGAAGAUUUUAUUGCUGAGAAUAUCACCUUCGAGAACUCUUCUCCGGAGGGUUCACAUCAAGCUGUGGCAAUCAGGGUUUCAGGUGAUCGGGCUGCCUUCUAUAAUUGUAGGUUUCUAGGGUGGCAGGAUACCAUGUAUCUUCACCGUGGAAAACAGUAUUUGAAAGAUUGCUAUAUUGAAGGAAGUGUGGACUUCAUUUUUGGGAACAGCACUGCGCUCUUUGAGCAUUGUCAUGUCCACUGCAAGGCAAAUGGGUUCGUAACUGCACAAAGCAGAAAAACUGCUGAGGAGUCAACUGGUUAUGUGUUCCUGAGAUGUGUGAUCACAGGAAAUGGAGGGACUUCAUAUGCAUAUCUUGGACGUCCAUGGGGACCAUUUGGAAGGGUGGCCUAUGCAUACACAUAUAUGGAUCAAUGUAUCAACGCCGAAGGCUGGCAUAACUGGGACAAAGCUGAGAAUGAGGGAACUGCUUGCUUUUGUCAGUACAGGUGUUUUGGACCAGGUAGUGACUUAUCAAAACGAGUGGCGUGGGCCAAAGAACUGAAAGAUGAAGAAGCACAACAAUUUAUAGUGCAUGGUUUCAUUGACCCUGAUCCAGAGAAGCCAUGGCUUGCUCAAAAAUUGACACUGAGGAUGCCACAUUCUGCAUAGAAGUGAGCAGAAUUUGGCUCAAACAAAAAACCGACCGAAUCAAAUUAAUUUAGAAAUUCAAUUCGUUUUUUCCUUUGAAAAUUCAACUCAAUUAAUGAUUGAUUUUUUUUACUUUUACAAAAUAAUUGAUCCUAACUGUCCAUCUUUAAAAAGAUCUCAGCUGCUCAUUUCCCUACUAUUAUUUCUUUCACAAAAUCCUACCAAUUCAUCCACUCUUCUCUCCCUUUCCUCUGUCCGCCGCCCUACUUCUUCAUCCUUUCUGUCCUUUGGCUUUCUCUCUUCCUAGAGCCACAGCACCAGUCACAAGGCCAUAGCGCUGCAAUACCACAGCACCACAGCCAUAUCACAGCAGCACUUCCCUUUCUUUUUCUUUUACUUUCGAAUUUAUUUUCUACAAUUUAUAAUAUUAUGUUGUAAUAAUACCUCCUUUUGAAUGUCGAAUGAUUGUGGUUGUGGAUGAAAUUUUGUUUAUCAUUUCAAUGCCAAUAAAAAUUUCUUGUUAUUA
Messenger RNA from Hevea brasiliensis (rubber tree), 1988 nucleotides. RefSeq names its product pectinesterase 31. Gene Ontology annotation, biological process: cell wall modification. The transcript is spliced from 7 exons. The record is from RefSeq and is a predicted model, not a curated record. Gene Ontology annotation, molecular function: pectinesterase activity. The coding region runs from base 326 to 1483 and encodes 385 amino acids. NCBI's taxonomy places the organism in Eukaryota, Viridiplantae, Streptophyta, Magnoliopsida, Malpighiales, Euphorbiaceae.